GCUAGAAUAAGAGACCUUCAAGCAAACUCACCUGAAACAACACUGUUCACAGACAACUGCAAAGCUUAAAAAUGCCACUUUUUGGCUGGAUGAAAUGGUCAAAAACUGAUUCCUUCAAAUCCACAAGAUGUCCUGGAUCAGAAGUAGUUACAAAAACCCUGCUGAGGGAGUUGAAAUGGCACCUGAAAGAGCGUGAAAGAUUAGUGCAAGAGAUUGAAAAUGAACAAAAAGUCCAGAAACCUGGCAUGGAUUACAACUGGCUCAAGAACUACCAAAACCCUCAAGCAACAAUUCCAGCUACUGAGCAACGGCAGCUUGAAGUUCUGUGCUCUCAAAUCCAGCCCUGCCAAACAGGAACUGUUCUCAGCAGAUUUCGGGAAGUUUUGGCAGAAAAUGAUGUUUUGCCGUGGGAAAUAGUCUACAUAUUCAAGCAAGUUUUAAAAGAUUUUCUUACUACUAUUGAGAGAGAAAACCAAGCAGAGCAGCUGGUAGAUGCAUGGAAUACAAAUUGCCCUGAACAUUUUAGUCUGCGUGGUGACAGCUCCAACAAGUCGGACAAGGAUGAAAUCCCCACGGUUUCAAGUUAUGUCGACAAAAACACACAAAGCAUGUUUCCCACCUUCUCUCACAGAAUCUGGAAUCUACCCUAUUACUACCCAUCAAGUUAA
Messenger RNA from Camarhynchus parvulus, 668 nucleotides. RefSeq names its product retinal degeneration 3 like (gene RD3L). Lineage: Eukaryota; Metazoa; Chordata; Aves; Passeriformes; Thraupidae. The coding region runs from base 72 to 668 and encodes 198 amino acids. The transcript is spliced from 3 exons. The record is from RefSeq and is a predicted model, not a curated record.